Psammomys obesus (fat sand rat) is the source of this 2081-nucleotide messenger RNA. RefSeq names its product pyruvate dehydrogenase kinase 2 (gene Pdk2). The transcript has 11 exons. Gene Ontology annotation, cellular component: mitochondrion. The record is from RefSeq and is a predicted model, not a curated record. NCBI's taxonomy places the organism in Eukaryota, Metazoa, Chordata, Mammalia, Rodentia, Muridae. Gene Ontology annotation, biological process: regulation of glucose metabolic process; protein phosphorylation. The coding region runs from base 87 to 1310 and encodes 407 amino acids. Gene Ontology annotation, molecular function: pyruvate dehydrogenase (acetyl-transferring) kinase activity.
AGCAGGGCCAAGCGGAGGGCCGGUGCCAGCGCCUCCAGCACCGGGACAGCAGCAGGAGCCGAGCCCGGGCAGCGGGCGCCGUCGCCAUGCGCUGGGUCCGGGCGCUGUGGAAGAAUGCGUCCCUGGCGGGGGCGCCCAAGUACAUCGAGCACUUCAGCAAGUUCUCCCCGUCUCCGCUAUCCAUGAAGCAGUUUCUAGACUUCGGAUCCAGCAAUGCCUGCGAGAAAACAUCAUUCACCUUCCUCCGGCAGGAGCUGCCCGUGCGCUUGGCCAACAUCAUGAAAGAGAUCAACCUGCUUCCCGACCGAGUACUGAGCACCCCCUCAGUACAGCUGGUGCAGAGCUGGUAUGUCCAGAGUCUUCUGGACAUCAUGGAAUUCUUGGACAAGGACCCCGAGGACCACCGGACCCUAAGCCAGUUCACCGAUGCCCUGGUCACCAUCCGGAACCGGCACAAUGAUGUGGUGCCCACCAUGGCACAGGGAGUGCUGGAGUACAAGGACACCUACGGCGAUGACCCGGUCUCUAACCAGAACAUCCAGUAUUUCCUAGAUCGCUUCUACCUCAGCCGCAUCUCUAUCCGCAUGCUCAUCAACCAGCACACCCUCAUCUUUGAUGGCAGCACCAACCCAGCCCACCCCAAACACAUUGGCAGCAUUGACCCCAACUGCAACGUGUCUGACGUGGUAAAAGAUGCUUAUGACAUGGCUAAGCUCCUGUGUGACAAGUAUUACAUGGCCUCACCUGACUUGGAGAUCCAGGAAGUCAAUGCCACCAACGCCACCCAGCCCAUUCACAUGGUCUACGUCCCCUCCCACCUCUACCAUAUGCUCUUUGAGCUCUUCAAGAAUGCCAUGCGGGCCACUGUGGAAAACCACGAGUCCAGCCUCACUCUGCCCCCUAUCAAGAUUAUGGUGGCCUUGGGUGAAGAAGAUCUGUCCAUCAAAAUGAGUGACCGAGGCGGGGGUGUCCCCUUGAGGAAGAUUGAAAGGCUCUUCAGCUACAUGUACUCCACUGCCCCUACACCCCAGCCUGGCACUGGGGGUACCCCGCUGGCUGGCUUCGGGUAUGGACUCCCCAUUUCCCGCCUCUACGCCAAGUACUUCCAGGGGGACUUGCAGCUCUUCUCCAUGGAGGGCUUUGGGACCGAUGCUGUCAUCUAUCUCAAGGCCCUGUCCACGGACUCUGUGGAGCGCCUGCCUGUCUACAACAAGUCUGCCUGGCGCCACUAUCAGACCAUCCAGGAGGCCGGUGACUGGUGUGUGCCCAGCACAGAGCCCAGGAACACAUCAACGUAUCGUGUCAGCUAGGGGCCUUCUCUCCCUGGCACCUAGGAGGAUGCUGCCACCUCUGAAUCCAGCCACCACAGGGACCUUCCCCAUCCCCUGGGGUACAGUGGUGAAGCUGGGUCUCCCUGCCGACCAGGUCCAUCUUUGUAGAAAUCUCAGUGGCCCAUCUGUGGUGGUCCCUAAGUGCCAAUCUGUCUCUAUGGAGAAAUCUAGGGGGUUUUCCUGGAGCCCGGUCUCCACGGUGAUGCCUGAGGGUUGGGGUUGGCUCUACCUGAUAGGGUGCCCCAAAGAUACUUUUCCAUGGCAGUUCUCCCAAGACCAGAAUUGUCGGGACCCCUGGGUCCCCCUCACUGCCUGCAUAGUCCUGGCCUCCCAAGUGGCUGCCCUGCUUACCUUAGGCCCGCACCCUGUACAGGCCCGGUCCUUUGUCAAUGUUAAGAAGGGUGGAUUGUAUCCUCAGGUCUGGAGGGAGAAUGGGGUGCACCCAACCCGCCCCACCAGGAUUCCAAGGCGAUCUUGGCGAAGUCGCCGCCCAGCAUGUCCUCAGGUGCACACCUCCCUGCCCCGUGUACACCCACCCUCUCCUGCCCGAGCUGCAGACCCCGGGUCCCCGCUCUGCCCACUAUGUGUGCACAGAUGACUCGCCCCCUAGGACGCCCCAUGUACAUAGCCGGUUUUGUAAAUCUCCGAUGCCUCACCUCCUCCCCUCCGCACACAGGGGUUAAAGCCGUGUGCCCCUCCCAGGGGCUGGGAUGGUGACAGUGACACCCGCAGUAAAUAGGUGAAAUGAGA